Molecule: messenger RNA, 513 nt
Organism: Daldinia childiae
Lineage: Eukaryota; Fungi; Ascomycota; Sordariomycetes; Xylariales; Hypoxylaceae
Product: Transcription initiation factor TFIID subunit 13
Exons: 2
Coding region: 1-513 (170 amino acids)
Biological process (GO): RNA polymerase II preinitiation complex assembly; transcription by RNA polymerase II
Cellular component (GO): transcription factor TFIID complex
Molecular function (GO): protein heterodimerization activity
Source: RefSeq, a predicted model, not a curated record
AUGGAGCCUCGCGCCCGUGCUGGUAAGAAUGUGGGCAAGGAGACUUUCAAUGCGAAAGAGAUCCGCGCCCUCCUCUACGCCUUCGGCGACGUCCAGGACCCGCUGCCGGACACAGUACGCGUGCUAGACGAGAUCGUGACCGAGUUCCUAGAGGGAGUCUGCUUCGAAGCGAGUCGCCACGCGCAGGUAGCCGGGCGCCAGAAGCUCAAGUUCGACGACUUCGAGUUCGGCCUGCGCCGCAACCCGCAGUACCUCGGCCGCGUCAAGAGCAUGAUCGAGAAGCGCCAGAAAAUAAAAGAGAUGCGCCGUACUUUCGAUCAGGAGGACGAUGCGCUUGCUAAGGAGCAUGGUAAGGAGAGUGCUGCCGCUGCUGCUGCUAAUGCCGCGGCUGGUGGGGAGGAUGACCUGCUUGGCCUGGACGACGAGGAUGAAGAUCUCGAGCUUAUGAAUAUGGCGGCGUCGGCGUCUGCGAAGGGUGCGGGGAGCAAGAAGAGGAAGAGAACGCCGAAAUAG